Cajanus cajan (pigeon pea) is the source of this 1540-nucleotide messenger RNA. RefSeq names its product GRIP/coiled-coil protein. Lineage: Eukaryota; Viridiplantae; Streptophyta; Magnoliopsida; Fabales; Fabaceae. The record is from RefSeq and is a predicted model, not a curated record.
AAUUAAAUCCUCAGAUUACCUUUUUCAAACUAGCCGUUAACUUCGAUCUUCCUUACUCAUCUCUCUCUUUUCCAUGGCUACCUCGUUGGAGACACCCUCUUCUCCUCUUUGCCUCCACCAUAACCAGGAGGGCACUAUGGGUUCUUCUCCUCUGUUCAGCCCCUCCUCUGAUAAACGUUUCUGGAGCAAUCUCAGGAGCAGAAUCGACACGCUUCUUGAUGCUUCUCAACCCAAAACCUCAACUCACUCUCCUCCUACGAUUGUGCGAGGCAACAACCGAUUGAAGGAAGAUUCUAUGUUACUGAUGAGAGGGUUUGACUCAGUUGCUCACACACUCUCUCUCUUGUCUAACAAUUUGGACAAUGCCCUACAGGGUGCCAGAGAAUUGGCCAAUCCACCCACGUUAACUGACAUAUUUCACAGCAAAAUCGAUAAGGUAGAAAACAAAGAGGAUUCGGGAGAGAAACAGAAGGAGUCGAAGCAAGGAAUGAAAAGGAAACUUGAUAGCAAUGAUGUCUCUGAAGAAAAUGCCCUUGACUCACAAAAGGAGGAUGGGAAAAAAGUGAUGGAUAGGAACAUGAAGAAAGCAAAAAAUCUUGCAGUUUCAAUGGCAACGAAAGCAGCUUCACUAGCAAGGGAAUUGAAGUCUCUUAAAUCAGAUCUAUGUUUUAUGCAAGAGAGGUGUGGUUUGCUUGAAGAGGAGAACAGGAGACUUCGUGAUGGAUUUGCAAAAGGAGUUAGACCUGAAGAAGAUGAUCUGGUGAGGCUUCAGCUGGAAGCACUUCUUGCUGAGAAGUCCAGACUGGCCAAUGAAAAUGCAAACCUGGUCAGAGAAAAUCAAUGCCUUCAUCAGCUUGUGGAGUACCACCAACUUGCCUCUCAGGAUCUCUCUGAGUCUUAUGAGGAUGCUAUCCAGGGAAUGUACUUAGAUUUCUCGUCUCCGCCGCCAACAAUUGCUGAAGAGACAAGGGAUGAAGAUGGUGAUGAUGAUGAAAAUAGAGAACCACACACACCCAGGAACGAUAUCUGCAAAUUUUCUGCCUCACUUGAUGAUGGAGAAGAGUAAGCCAAAGUAUUAGGCACCAUCAUAACACCCCAUGUAAUGAUGCUGCAAAUAUUCCUCACUUACACCAAAAAUAAAUUACUUUCUGAUAUAAAUAUGGUGCCCACUACUGUUCAUAAUUAUUUAUUUAUGCUCGAAAUAAUGUGAUAAUCACUCUUGAAAUAAUGAAUUAUGAAUCAAACUCUAACUAGUAAAUAUAACUAUUUACCAUAUAUAUGCUCCCUCUUUUCGGCUUGAGGGUUUCUUUGAUUGAUUUAAAAGUAGUACUGAUAAUCUAAGUGAUGGAAAAUGGACCAAGGGAAAGAAGUAACAGAUUGUAAAUACCAAGAGCCAACAGCUGCAACAGUCACUUGACAGCCGGAAACAGAUUGUAUAUCAUUUGCUUUGUUAAUUGAUUUCAUUUAAACACAUCCAUGCUGUCCAUGCGAUCUGAGCUACUUAAUAUAGUGUUUGGCAAUGUGCACAGUUGCAACACAU